Molecule: messenger RNA, 815 nt
Organism: Octodon degus (degu)
Lineage: Eukaryota; Metazoa; Chordata; Mammalia; Rodentia; Octodontidae
Gene: Ociad2
Product: OCIA domain containing 2
Exons: 9
Coding region: 257-721 (154 amino acids)
Cellular component (GO): mitochondrial inner membrane
Source: RefSeq, a predicted model, not a curated record
CGCAACCGAGAGGAGGGGGCGUUUGCAGGAAAGCUCGGGCGGGGAGCCCGGGAAGGGAGACCCCAGGCCCGCCGCGAGCGCUGCGGGAGGGCACGGCUGUCGCAACUGCGGAGGCCGGCGGUGGGCUGAGGAGGGCGCUGGGCCGAGUGGGCGCUGCGGGGCCCCUGAAGACUGCUGUCCCCAUCACACCGACUGAGCAGACUUUAGGUCAAGGAGUAGUAAGCAAAGCGUGCAAGGAGAACAGAAGAACAUCACCAUGGCUUCCAUGUCUACUCAUGGAAACCAAGAGAAGGGUCCCCACUUGCCGCCGUCAAGCAAGCAGAGCUUCUUGUUUUGUCCAAAAUCAAAACUGCACAUGCACAAAGGGGAGAUUGCCAAGAUUAUCCGAGAAUGUCAAGAAGAAAGUUUCUGGAAGCGAGCUCUGCCUUUUUCACUUGUAAGCAUGCUUGUUACCCAGGGACUGGUCCACCAAGGUUACUUAGCAGCUAAUCCAAGAUUUGGAUCCUUACCUAAAGUUGCACUUGCUGGUAUCCUGGGAUUUGGCCUUGGCAAGGCCUCCUACAUAAGAGUGUGCCAGAGUAAAUUCCACUCCUUUGAAGAUCAGCUUCGUGGGGCUGGUUUUGGUCCACACCAUAACAGGCACUGCCUGCUCACGUGUGAGGAAUGCAAGAUAAGGCGCGGAUUAAGUGAGAAAGGAGGCUCACACCCCUCUGCUUCCUAAACUCUGUAUCUGGCUUGGGAAGUUUUUAAAUCCCUGAAUUUGUACACAUUAAAAAUUUCAAGUGUACUCAAAAUAUACUUCUGAUGAAAGAGCA